AUGUUGAUCGGCAGCGGUACCGGCAAUUUCGGGAAUUUUGGCGUGGACCAUCCGGGCGGCGGACCCGUCAUCGGCGGUCUGCAGCACCCGGCGUCUCCGCACCACCCGGGCUCCGGGACCCAACAGCAGCAGCAGCAGCAAUCCCAGCAGCAGCAGCAGCAGCAACAGCAGCUGCAGCAGUCUCAACAGCAGCUCUCGCCCGGCAGCUCGUCGUCCGUCGGCGGCUUGAGCAUAGGCGGCGGCGGAGCCGGCACGGGCAUGACGCCGAUCCUGCCGUCGUUCGGGUUCACCCAGGAACAGGUGGCGUGCGUGUGCGAGGUGCUCCAACAGUCCGGCAACAUCGAACGGCUGGGCCGGUUCCUGUGGUCGUUGCCCAGCUGCGACAAGCUGCACAAGCACGAGAGCGUGCUGAAAGCCAAGGCGAUCGUGGCGUUUCACCGGGGCAACUUCAAGGAACUGUACCGGUUGCUGGAGAGCAACCAGUUCUCCGCGCACAACCAUCCCAAGCUGCAGGCGCUGUGGCUCAAGGCGCACUACGUGGAGGCGGAGAAACUGCGCGGCCGUCCGCUGGGCGCCGUCGGCAAGUACCGGGUCCGGCGCAAGUUCCCGUUGCCGCGGACCAUAUGGGACGGCGAGGAGACCAGCUAUUGUUUCAAGGAAAAGUCGCGGAUGGUGUUGCGCGAAUGGUACUCCAGUAACCCGUACCCGAGCCCGCGCGAGAAGAGGGAGCUGGCCGAGGCCACGGGGCUGACCACCACGCAGGUGUCCAACUGGUUCAAAAACCGCAGGCAGCGGGACCGGGCGGCCGAACAGAAGGACGGGUAA
Messenger RNA from Cinara cedri, 825 nucleotides. Lineage: Eukaryota; Metazoa; Arthropoda; Insecta; Hemiptera; Aphididae. The record is from the annotation of a GenBank genome assembly.